AUGACCAUCCUCGCCUCAAAGACACAAUUUUCACACAACAACCAUUCUCGGAUGGCCCUCUCUUUCUUCGCUAGGAUAUUUGCCCAUCCCAACCCUCUCAGCCCCAGCGUUUUCGACAUACUUCGCGAAAUCCUGACAUGUACUCUCAUCCACGUCAUUUUGUGCACUGCAUACUGUCAUCUUACUUGCCUGCUUUGCUAUAUCAUUAACCUCUGCUCCGCAAAGAAAACGCGUCGCGUUGAGAAUCUCGUCGCAAACCUCGGUAUUUCUCACACCAUCUGUGGCGAACCGACCGUGCUCUAUGCGUACAUUACUGCCUGGAUUCUCAACGCCCUCUUAUUACAUCUACAUGAUCAUGACCGGUCGGGUUCCUACUGGUUUCUGGUAAAGUCCAUUGCGUGGGUCUAUGUGGAGACAUUGUUCUUCUUCGGCAUUGCGCUCGCUAUGACGCUGCUGCUUCAACUUCUGGAAACUGUCAGUGGCGCCGGACCAGACGACGAUGCAAACAGGGACAAGUUCAAGAUGAGGAAGGGGCGGGAUGGGUCUGAUGAGGAAAUGGGGGAAGCGAUGGUAGAUAAGAAGACGAUUUUGUGA
This is a messenger RNA of Letharia columbiana, 594 nucleotides long. RefSeq lists its product as uncharacterized. The record is from RefSeq and is a predicted model, not a curated record. NCBI's taxonomy places the organism in Eukaryota, Fungi, Ascomycota, Lecanoromycetes, Lecanorales, Parmeliaceae. Bases 1 to 594 code for a protein of 197 amino acids. The transcript has a single exon.